GUAUAAAAUCUGGAGUGAUCCAUGUACCACAAAUUAGUUUCAUUUACUACAUUGCGGACUAAACAGUAAAAUUUAUUCACGUCAACAUGGUCACUUUUAAUAUAAAAUCGUCCCCAUUAGUCUGGACUUUGUGCAUUUUGGCGUUAUUCCACGCAUCUCACGCAAUCGGACGAGACGAAGUUAUCACACGGGCGGAAACAUGGCUUAAUCCACCCGUUCCGUACAGCCAGUCUGCGUACAAAGACGGAUACCGUACCGAUUGUUCUGGUUACGUGUCAAUGGCGUGGAACACUGGGACCAGUUAUACUACCCAAUCACUCGUCGGGGUCACGACCGCCAUUGCGAAGGGUGACCUGAAAAAGGGUGACAUUUUGCUCAAAAGUGGCAGUCACGUGGUUAUUUUUCACAGUUGGGCGAACUCUGGACAGACGCGAUAUUUGGGUUAUGAACAGGUCGGUGGAAAAAUUGGGAAGACGAAGAAAUGGAACAUUCCUUACCCGUAUUGGAACGGAGCUACCGGGUAUCAGUCAAGGCGAUAUAAUAACAUUGCUUAAAAUCUACCAAUAACCUUUGAGAUAAGUUUUUAAUAUAACCGGACGGACAUGAAGGGUACAUUAGCCCUGACUUUGCUACACAAAAUUCGGACUUUAUGUAUGCAUUAAUGUCGAGAGAAAUAAAUCAGAAUUAGCGAUUAAAUUGUAAUGAA
Folsomia candida is the source of this 706-nucleotide messenger RNA. RefSeq lists its product as uncharacterized. Bases 87 to 554 code for a protein of 155 amino acids. NCBI's taxonomy places the organism in Eukaryota, Metazoa, Arthropoda, Collembola, Entomobryomorpha, Isotomidae. The transcript is spliced from 3 exons. The record is from RefSeq and is a predicted model, not a curated record.